AUGUCUGCCAACCCAGGAAACGUCGUCGGAGGCCACAAGGCCAACCUCAACAACCCCAACACUUCCGACGAGUCCAAGCAGCACUCCAAGGAGGUGCUCCAGGACAUCGAGAACGGCGGUGACGCCAACGCUGUCUCCUCCUCCGGUGGUGACAAGAACCCCAACAACGUCGCCGGUGGCCUCAAGGCUACCUUGAACAACCCCAACACCUCUGACGAGGCCAAGCAGAGCGCUAAGGAGAGGCUCGGCCAGGAGUAA
Molecule: messenger RNA, 258 nt
Organism: Alternaria ethzedia
Lineage: Eukaryota; Fungi; Ascomycota; Dothideomycetes; Pleosporales; Pleosporaceae
Exons: 2
Coding region: 1-258 (85 amino acids)
Cellular component (GO): cytoplasm
Source: RefSeq, a predicted model, not a curated record